This is a messenger RNA of Pistacia vera, 2064 nucleotides long. Its product is annotated as probable rhamnogalacturonate lyase B. The transcript has 14 exons. Gene Ontology annotation, biological process: carbohydrate metabolic process. The record is from RefSeq and is a predicted model, not a curated record. NCBI's taxonomy places the organism in Eukaryota, Viridiplantae, Streptophyta, Magnoliopsida, Sapindales, Anacardiaceae. Gene Ontology annotation, molecular function: carbohydrate binding; catalytic activity. Bases 1 to 1923 code for a protein of 640 amino acids.
AUGGAUAAUGGGAUACUCCAAGUGACAUUGUCGAAUCCUGAGGGAAUUGUAACUGGAGUUCGUUACGGCAACAUCGACAACUUGCUUGAAGUUAUUAAUGAUGAAUCUAAUAGAGGGUACUGGGACCUUGUUUGGAGUGCGCUAGGAAGUACAGGAACAACUGGAAUAUUCGAUGUGAUUAAAGGAACAAGUUUUAACGUUAUAGUGGAAAAUGAUGAGCAAGUAGAAAUAUCAUUCACAAGAACGUGGGAUACAUCUCAGGAGGGCAAGCUCGUUCCUUUAAACAUAGACAAAAGGUUCGUACUGCUUCGUGGUUGCUCAGGCUUCUACUCAUAUGCCAUUUAUGAGCACUUAGCGGAAUGGCCUGCUUUCAACCUUGCCGAAACAAGAAUCGCCUUCAAGCUCAGAAAGGACAAGUUUCACUACAUGGCCAUAGCAGACAACAGGCAAAGAAAUAUGCCAUUGCCUGAUGACAGGUUGCCACCAAGAGGCCAAGCCUUGGCUUAUCCUGAAGCUGUCCUUCUUGUUAAUCCAGUGGAGCCCGAUCUCAAAGGAGAAGUGGAUGAUAAAUACCAAUACUCGUGUGAGAACAAAGACAUUAGAGUACAUGGGUGGAUUUGUAGAGACGAGUCGGUUGGUUUCUGGCUAAUUACACCCUCUGAUGAAUUUAAAUCUGGUGGACCUCAGAAACAGAACCUCACUUCCCAUGUGGGCCCCACCACUCUUGCUGUAUAUCUCAGCGCCCAUUAUUCUGGAGAAGAUCUGGUGCCCAAGUUCAAUGCUGGAGAGCACUGGAAGAAAGUUUUUGGCCCUGUGUUCAUGUAUUGUAAUUCUUUAUUUGAUGGAGCAGACCCGCUUUGGCUUUGGGACGAUGCAAAAGAGCAGAUGAUUAUUGAGGUCCAAAGUUGGCCUUACAAUUUCCCAGCUUCAGAGGAUUUCCCGAAGUCGGACCAAAGGGGUAAUGUUAGUGGUAGACUAUUAGUUCAAGACAGGUAUGUUUAUGAUGAUUACAUUUCGGCAAGUGGUGCUUUUGUUGGGUUAGCUCCACCCGGAGAUGUUGGAUCUUGGCAAAGAGAAUGCAAGGACUACCAGUUCUGGACUAGAGCAGAUGAAAAUGGCUUUUUCUCCAUUAAUAAUAUACGCGCAGGCGACUAUAACCUUUAUGCUUGGGUUCCUGGUUUCAUUGGAGAUUACAAAUACAAUGUUGUUGUUAACAUCACCUCAGGUACUCAUUUUAUGGUUGAUGUAACAUGUGGUACAGGUUGUGACAUUGACAUGGGUGUUCUUGUUUAUGAGCCUCCACGAAAUGGACCCACAUUGUGGGAAAUAGGCAUCCCUGAUCGUUCUGCUGCUGAAUUCUACGUUCCUGAUCCUAAUCCAAAGUAUAUCAAUAAACUUUAUGUCAAUCAUCCUGACAGGUUUAGGCAAUAUGGAUUAUGGGAAAGAUAUGCAGAAUUAUACCCCAAUGAAGACUUAGUUUACACUGUUGGGACGAGUGACUAUGCUAAAGAUUGGUUCUUCGCUCAGGUUACCAGGAAGAAAGAUAAUAACAAAUAUCAGGGUACGACGUGGCAAAUCAAGUUUACACUUGACGAUUUGGACCAGAGCAGUACUUAUAAAUUGAGAGUGGCAAUUGCAUCUGCAACUUUUUCUGAAUUGCAGGUUCGGGUUAAUAAUCCAAACGCAAAUCGACCUCUCUUUUCAAGUGGACUAAUAGGCCGAGACAAUUCAAUCGCAAGGCACGGAAUUCACGGGCUCUAUUGGUUGUUUAACGUAGAUGUACCAGGUGCCCGUCUUGUUGCCGGUGAUAACACUAUCUUCUUGACACAACCACGAACCACCAGCCCUUUCCAGGGGAUUAUGUAUGAUUAUAUCCGCUUUGAAGGUCCUUCAUCUUCUAUUUCUAAGAGAGAAAAACACUGAGUUUUAUUAGAAGCAGAAGUCGAUAUCCUUACAGCCUACACGUCUUUGCAAUAUAGCGAUAUGUAGAAUGUUAAAUGAUUUAUUCUAUCUUAUAAAAUCCUUUGUAUCAAAUUUGAGGAGCUGGGACUUAAGCCCUAUGUG